AGACUAAAUUUCUACUUUUUAGGGAACACAAAUAUGCUUCCAAAGUUUUAUCUGAUCUGAGAGUGUGGCAUGAACAACAAAUGCAAGGGGGUCUGCUGGGCUGGAUUCUGAAUGAAACAUUUCGCUCCAAUAUGAAAGUAGCUCUGCUUGGAGGAGGACUGGAUUCCAAGAUUUCUGGAGGACCUCUACCCCCAGACAAACACGCCAAGGACAUUCCAUUUUUAGAUAAAUAUGCUCUGGAACGAUGGGAGUGUGUUCUCCAUUUUAUGGUGGGGUCUACUGAGGGUACUGAGGGAGUCAGUAGAGAUAUCAUUGAUGUUCUCCUUCAUGCUGGACUCAUGACCACGGAUGGUGUGGACCCUCUGCCGUCCAUUACUCCAGCUGGUUUUCAGUUUCUGUUGAUGGAUACAGGGUCACAAGUCUGGUAUUUCAUGCUGCAGUACUUGGACACUGUUGAGAGUCGUGGUAUGGACCUUAUAGACUGUUUAUCCUUCUUAUUUCAACUUAGUUUUUCAACAUUAGGAAAAGAUUAUUCAACAGAAUUUAUGAAUGAUGGACAACAAAGAUUUUUACAACAUUUGAGAGAGUUUGGACUUGUUUAUCAAAGAAAGAGGAAAAUCCAGAGGUACUACCCCACCAGGCUAGCCAUCAAUCUUUCCUCUGGUUUGUCAGAUUUCACACUGGGAAAGAAUACGGGUUAUCUGAUGGUGGAAACUAACUACAGAGUGUAUGCUUAUACAGAUUCUCCUUUACUUGUGGCUCUGGUAGCAUUAUUUUGUGAGAUGUUAUACAGGUUUCCAACGUUUUGUGUGGGGAAUUUGACACGUGGCAGUGUGAGAGAUGCUUUAACCCGAGGAAUCACAGCUGACCAGAUCAUAUCCUUUUUGAAAACCCAUGCUCAUCCUAAAAUGCUGAAGAAUACACCAGUUAUUCCUUCAACCAUUACGGACCAGAUAAGACUGUGGGAAUUAGAGCGUGACCGGUUUAAAUUCUCUGAAGGAGUUCUGUAUGACCAGUUCCUGUCACAGAGUGAUUUUGAGCUGCUGAGAGACUAUGCCAAAGAUUUAGGAGUUCUACUCUGGGACAAUGCAAUAAAGAGAGUGAUGGUUGUGACAAAGAGCGGCCAUGAUGACGUCAAGCGGUACUGGAAGCGACAGAAACAGUCCAAUUCCUGAAACGGUCAUGUACUUGCUGAAUCGGAUUGGUGACUUAAAAUCAAGAAAAAUGUCUGUCAGAAAACUACAGUUGAUUUCUGCAGCAUUAAAAGAGUGCUAUAGGACCCUGCCUAGAGAGAUGUAGAGAGGACAGACAGUUUGAUGGCCCUGGUGUCUCUCAGACAAAGGCAAUGAUACAUUGUUAUAGACUGGAGUUGUGCAAUACUUCUUUAAUGUAACUGUUAUAAUAAGAUUGUCUCUAAUGAUCUGUUUACACAUUUUGUGAAAGAAAGUACAAUAAAAAUGUUCAUCAAUU
Molecule: messenger RNA, 1470 nt
Organism: Saccostrea cuccullata (small rock oyster)
Lineage: Eukaryota; Metazoa; Mollusca; Bivalvia; Ostreida; Ostreidae
Product: general transcription factor IIH subunit 4-like
Exons: 13
Biological process (GO): nucleotide-excision repair
Cellular component (GO): transcription factor TFIIH holo complex; transcription factor TFIIH core complex
Molecular function (GO): double-stranded DNA binding; ATPase activator activity
Source: RefSeq, a predicted model, not a curated record